AUGGUAAAGCCGGUUGAGUCAGGGUUAAUUUGUUUACAAGAACUUACUUCGGCGAACAUUCAGAAAGUCUGUCAUCUGUCUUGUCCCUUUCGACUUCUGUUCGCAAUUAUUUCCGCUCAGUUUUCUUUCUUUUCUCGUUUCCUUUUUCUUUCUGUCCUCUUUCCUUUUCUUUUUUUUCUAUUUCUUUUUUCUGUUUCCUUUUCUUUCUUUUCUAUUUUUCUGUUUCCGUUUCUUUCUUUUCUACUUCUUUUUCUUUCCUUUCUGAUUCAUUUGCUUUCAUUUCUUUUCCUUUCUUUUCUGUUUCCUUUUCUUUCUUUUCUCGUUUCCUUUUUCCUUCUGCCCUCUUACCUUUUCUUUCUUUUCUAUUUCUUUUUUCUGUUUCUCUUUCUUUCUUUCUUUCUUUCUUCUUCUUUUUCAUUCAUUUCUCUUUCCUUUUCUUUCUUUUUUUCUGUUUCCUUUCCUUUCUUUUCUCUUUUUCUGUUUCCUUUUCUUUCUUUUCCAAUUCUUUUUCUUUCUUUCCUGUUUCGUUUCUUACUUUUCUACUUCUUUUUCUUUCCUUUCUGUUUCAUUUGCUUUCCUUUCUUUUCUGUUUCUUUUUCUUUCUUUUCUGCUUCUUUUUCUUUCCUUUCUGUUUCCUUUUCUUUCAUUUCUUUUCCUUAA
Messenger RNA from Acanthosepion pharaonis, 660 nucleotides. The record is from the annotation of a GenBank genome assembly. Lineage: Eukaryota; Metazoa; Mollusca; Cephalopoda; Sepiida; Sepiidae.